Messenger RNA from Ectocarpus sp. CCAP 1310/34, 888 nucleotides. Lineage: Eukaryota; Phaeophyceae; Ectocarpales; Ectocarpaceae. The record is from the annotation of a GenBank genome assembly.
AGGAGCCAGAAGAAACAAGCUUUUCUGCUCUUGCUAUCUCUCAGGUCGACGAAGGAGUGAAGACCAGGUGAAUAUCAACUGAAUCGCGACAAGCUUGUCGACACGGAGGGGACAAAAUUGAACAAGGCACUGACAACGCCAUGGCACACUCUUGGCGCGGCACUACAUUUGCCGCCAACGGGCCACCACGAGCACUUUCGGCUACUUCAGCAAAAGGCACGCCGAAGUCGUCGUUCACUUGUUCGUUGUGCGGAGAGAGUUUUCGAGUCGACUAUCACGGCAGGAAGCCACCAUUCUGCCCCCAGCUAGUGUUCAUGGAGGACGUCUAUUGCAUGAGGGACCCGUUUUCGGUCGGAGGAGCAGGAGGAGGAGCGACAGGCGAAAACAGAAAAUGCCUCCCAACGGUGGUCGGAGGGACGUGCGCUGUUUGCUCCAAGGAUGUGUGCGCCCAGUGUAGCUUAUUCUACGCCGUGAGGCUCUGCGGCCACUGCGCGCGAGCGCACAAGGCAAGCUUGCCCUCGGAACUGCAUCGCAUCGUGGACGCUACGGGAGGGGCGCCAGAGAAAUACCCUGCAGAGACGGGGGGGAAGGCUGUGUCGUGCCUCCAUGGCAGUGUUCAAUCUUCGAUGGCAAUCGCGGAGAAUCGCUGUGCGCUACCACCACACGGCUCGAAGUAUUGUUAAGCGGCCGUUGCGGGCAUUGGUUAGUAUCGCAUCGUGGACACUACGGGAGGGGCGCCGAAGAAAUACCCUGCAGCGACGGGGGGGAAGACUGCGUCGUGCCUCCAAGGCAGUGUUCAACCUUCUGUAGCAAUCGCGGGGAAUCGCUGUGCGCUACCACCACACGGCUCGAAGCAUUGUUAAGCGGCCGUUGCGGGCAUUGGUUAGU